Messenger RNA from Seriola dumerili (greater amberjack), 1443 nucleotides. It is a transcript of the gene fbxo39, whose product is annotated as F-box protein 39. The record is from RefSeq and is a predicted model, not a curated record. Gene Ontology annotation, molecular function: protein binding. The transcript has 6 exons. Lineage: Eukaryota; Metazoa; Chordata; Actinopteri; Carangiformes; Carangidae. The coding region runs from base 1 to 1443 and encodes 480 amino acids.
AUGCACAGAGAAGAAAGCACUCAGCUGGGAGGUUUUGAUUUCAAAGAUUCUUCCAUUGAGGGAGAGAUGGGUGAAGACGACUCAGAUCUCAGUGAUGAAGGUUGCGAGAGUUGCUCAGAGAGGGUGAACGGUUGGGCGUCACUUCCCCAUGUGUGCUUGCGGCAUGUGUUCACGUUUCUUCCUGAUCAUGACCGCAGGAGUGCAGACAUGGUUUGUCAUCACUGGCACAAUGUCAUGCGCUCUCCCUCUCUCUGGCGCUACCGCUUCUUCCACUUCAACGGUCGACUGUCCAAAUUCAGGCAGUCUGAAUACUGCUCUGCUGUGACCUAUGCCCGCUACCUGGGACCCUACCUGGAGAGGCUGGAGGUGUGUGUGUGUCCUCCACGCAGGUCCUUGGCAGCCCAGCGACUGGAGCAAACCAUCAGUGGAUUGUUUUCUGAGCUUACCAGAGUAAGGGCCCCACUGCGCUCCCUCUCAAUUGUAAGGCUGGAGUUGAACCGGUCAGCCUGGACGUUACGGCUCAGGAAUUCUUUGGCAAACUGUCUGAUCGACUUCCUCCGCAGAGGGGCCUCAAGGCUCACCUCUGUUUGUAUGAACGGGAUGCGAAACGGCAUGCAGCAGGGCCUGGAGCUGCUUUCCGCCCUGUCACACUCUCAGAGCCACUUAUACCCCCGGUGCUAUAUCUCUUCCUUGGACUUGGUGGGGUUCUUUUCUGGUUCUCUGCAUGUCUACCAAGACUCCAGUGUGCCCUCUGUCCUGUGCCACCUGCAAGGCCUCACCAACCUGAGCCUCAGUUACUCCUGCCUGUCAGAUGAGCUGCUGAUGGCUCUCCGACAGAGUCGAAACUCCAGUAGAGAAGGGGACCGCUUGCAAACUUUUUCACUGCACUGCUCUUUGAAUGAAUCCCAUCGGCAGGUGGUGUGUGGUAACUCAUGGGCAGCUUUGGCAUCAACCUGCCCAGACCUGACAGUCAAGCUUACAGUGGACCAAGUCAUCAACACCGACCGGCUUGCGAGGAUACUGCAGCGCGAGAUUCCCCUGACAGAAUAUAGCAUGACGGCUUUCUACUCCCCUGAUGACGACUGGAGCGCCGUGCCCCUCCUCUGUAACCUGCUGCCCCAGUACAGACGCAGCCUGCAGUAUCUGACCCUGGACCUGAGCAACUGUAAUGAAUCACUGGAUGAGGAGCUGCUGGAGCUGGUUCAGGUGUGUGAGCGUCUGGAGCAGCUGAGAAUCUGGGCUUUCUUGGAAAUCAGGACUGUGGGGAGGCUGCUGCACAUCAGACUGACACAAAGGAGCCUACUCAACAAGAUCAGAGUGAGAGUCUACUCAGUAAAUGACAACACCGAAGAACAGGAAGACCAGCUAGGGGAAAUACUGUCAUCCUGCCCACAGCUCCCCCCUGAACUGGAGUUUUUCGCCAUAGUCUACCCCUUUGUGUGA